CGGAAUACAUGCGUACGGCAUUGCAGGGUACUCGUAGUAGUUGGGUGAUGUAGUUAAGCGGUUAAGCCUUCCUGCUACGACGCCGACUGCCGCUGCAAUGAAUAAACCACGGCAACAAGGACAGUUUGAUCGUGAACGGCAUGUAACGGUGUGUGCUCGUGGUGCUUGACCGACUUGCGCGACCGCUGUGUUGCAUGUCACGGUACGGCAUAACAACGAAGUCGGCGUUCGUCGGCGCCCUAUGAAAGAAUUCUAUUUAGCUUGCCGUCUACCGUUCCAAGUACACGCCAUUGCACGGCUGGCUGGCACCUGUGGCGGAGAAUGCCUGCAUAGCGUUCUGCAAGAACUGCAAGAUCACCUUCACGGCCAAGCUGAGCGACAUCCGGUCUCACUCGACCUCACGCAAGCACCAGAAGGCCAUGCAGGGGCAGCUGCCACGCAAGCGCAUGUCAACAGUCCUCAGGCUCCAGGGUAUCGAGUCACUUGACGUGAGCAACAUAGUCAGCCUUUAUCGGGAGAUAGCCCGUGUGCCAGAGGCACGGGAUGCAUUCGUGCAUUUGGGACAGGAUGGUCAGUCUUUGACUGUGCACACCCUGUGGGAAGUGCGCGAUGUGGAACAAGGGGAACAGGCCCUCUUCUGCCGCCACCACCUGGGCCUGUUCGACGAGCAGAACAAGCUCAGCUUCCAGGCCGUCGGUCAUCCCCAGGAAUGUUCGUCGGAAAUCUUAACAGCAUUCUCUCAAUCUGGAUCCUACAAGGCAGUCCUGAGGAAAGUCACUAAGAAAGGAGAAACCAAACAGAUGAUGGAGUUUUGGGACCAGAACAUGAAGUUGGACUCGGUCGACUUGGAAGCUGUGAAUGCUCACGGCAAGGUCCACGAAAGUGGAACAUUCAGCAGCUUCUCCUGGUCUAACAGCGAGAACCAGCUGCUCUACGUCGCUGAGAAAAAGCAGCCCAAGCGAGCAUCCUACUUCUGCCGCACUGAAAAAGAAGAAGUUGAAAAGGGUACAGAGUUCCUGCACAGAGACAGCUGGGGGGAGUGUCACAUGGAACACUACCAGCCCGUGCUGUGCACCAUCAAUGUGUACAGCAGCGCCAUCAACGUGCUUGACAACAUGCCCGAGGACAUCUCGCCGGGACAGGCUGUGUGGGCUCCCGAGGACGUGGGUGUCCUCUUUGUCGGCUGGGAAGGCCACCCAUGGAAGUUGGGACUUGUAUACACAAACAACCGCAGGUCUCGCUUGUAUUACUACGAGUUCGAGACAAACAGUUAUGCCACCAUUGGUGACACAAACAAGAGCAUCUGCUCGCCACGGUUUAGUCCGGAUGGAAACACGCUUGUGUACCUGCAGUCGGAGUUUGGAGGUCCUCACUUUCAAGCCUGCCAGCUGGUCAAGUGCUGUUGGGAGACCAAGCAGACUUUAAUUAUAAUUGACAGGAUCAAUACACCAGUAGGCAAUGAGUUCCCUGGGCUCUACCUAAAUGCACUCCCACAGAAUUGCUUCACUGGCGACGGAAAUACUGUCGUGCUUUCCACUUGCUGGCACAGCAAAUGGGAGGUUAUCGGUGUCAACCUCAAUUUUGGCAGUAUCACGAAGCUCAGCAAAGACGAAACCGUAGGCUGCUGGCAAGUUCUGACCGUCAAGGAGAACUUCAUUGUCGCCUGCAUCUCUGCUCUCAAUUCAACGCCUCAUGUGGUUGUAGGCACGUUCACGGAAACCAAUGACGUGAGAUCGUGGACAGCCAUUGAGCCCGACGACAACAAGGUGUCCGGCAUUAGCUGGUACAUCCUGCAGUUCUCGCCGCCAGAUGAGUCAAAUAUGAUCUUCGAAGCCACCCUAGUGACGCCAAAGAAUGAGACCGACCUUCCCCUCAUAGUGUGGCCCCAUGGUGGACCGCACAGCUCAUUCCAUGCUGGCUUCCAGCUGUACCCCAUCCUCUUUGUCAAGUGUGGAUUUGCUGUGCUCCUUGUGAAUUACAGAGGUUCCAGGGGUUUUGGAGAGGACAACCUCAAAUCACUGGUGGGGAAGAUUGGUCAGCAAGACGUAUUUGAUGUUCAGUGUGCAGCCGAAGUAGCAGCUCAGCGAGACGAGAUCAACCCGGACAAGAUGAUUAUAUUUGGUGGUUCUCAUGGAGGAUUUUUGGCUUGCCAUGCUAUUGGCCAGUUCCCGAGCUUUUAUAGAGCAUGUGCAGUUCGGAACCCUGUCGUGGACCUUUCAUCCAUGGAUGGAACUGACAUUCCCGACUGGCGUUGCGUGGAGAGUGGCGUGAUUCAAGACUACUCGACAAGCUGCGUGCCAGAGCCCAAGGAUCUAGAACAGAUGUGGAACAAGUCACCCAUGAAGUUUGUCAAAAACGUGCGUGUGCCAACCUUGUUCUUGCUGGGCAAAAAUGACGUACGGGUGCCGAUGACGCAAGGCAUGAAGUUCUACAAAACUCUUCUUGCCCAGGGAGUCAGUUCACAGAUGUACACAUAUGAUGACAACCAUGCAUUAUCCAAAGUCAACGUUGAAGCAGACAUGUUUGUCAAUAUUGUCCUUUGGUUCAAGAGAUUCAUGAACUGAGUUGGGACUCGUCAGCGAAAAGUGCCUGCCGAGAGAAGCACCUACUAUGCGGCAUUUUAAGAAUAAUUGCUGUAAUUAAUUCUGAGUGUCAGAACAUGAGCUUGUAGAAUCGUAAAAAGGCUACAGCACAUUUUCUUUUUAUAUGUUCACGCCGGCACAAUGUUAAUGCUGCAAGAUAUGAAUCUGUUUCCAUAAAAAUGACUGUGUUACACGUGUACAUUACGGAAAUAACACUCUCAAAAGUUGGAAUAUUGCUGUUGUGUGUGCUGUGUCACUUGACUCGCCAGAUAUGCAUAUUAGCUUUGGUGAUAAUGAAAACUGCUACAACAUGUGUAUGUGUAACUGGUCAGAUGUACGCAAGGUGGCAAAA
Messenger RNA from Rhipicephalus sanguineus (brown dog tick), 2934 nucleotides. RefSeq names its product acylamino-acid-releasing enzyme. Gene Ontology annotation, molecular function: serine-type endopeptidase activity. The transcript is spliced from 23 exons. Gene Ontology annotation, biological process: proteolysis. The coding region runs from base 420 to 2564 and encodes 714 amino acids. NCBI's taxonomy places the organism in Eukaryota, Metazoa, Arthropoda, Arachnida, Ixodida, Ixodidae. The record is from RefSeq and is a predicted model, not a curated record.